Messenger RNA from Aspergillus affinis, 3273 nucleotides. RefSeq names its product KAR9 family protein. The record is from RefSeq and is a predicted model, not a curated record. Gene Ontology annotation, cellular component: cell cortex; spindle pole body; mating projection tip. Gene Ontology annotation, biological process: establishment of spindle localization; nuclear migration along microtubule; mitotic spindle orientation checkpoint signaling. Lineage: Eukaryota; Fungi; Ascomycota; Eurotiomycetes; Eurotiales; Aspergillaceae. The transcript has a single exon. The coding region runs from base 1 to 3273 and encodes 1090 amino acids.
AUGCUUGCCAUGUUCGCCGGGUCGACUACCUCUGACCCUACAGAUCCCGGUCUCAACACGUCGCAAGAGCUGCAGAACCCAGAGCAACAGCAACCACAGUCACCACCACCACAUGAGCCUGAGUUCUCCUCGCCUCCUCCGCCCCCUCCUCCUGCCCUCUCCGUCUCCACCCCAGACGAUUCCUUCACCAGACGCCUCAAAUCCAAAUCCUCCCUACGCAGCGUGCGGAGUUUCGGCAGCAGUCUAAACGACGAAGAUCCCUCCGAUGAGACGCCCGAACAGCCCGGUUCCGACAAAUCCCUCAUCCGCCCGUCUAUCCUGCGGCGACUGUCUCCGGGCCUGGCAGCUCGCGUCAAACUCCUAGACGGCAGUCACACCAAGAGCCCGGCCAAUUCUCGCAGCCCCGGCGCCGUGGGCCGCAUCCCCGAAGAGCACAUUAAAGAGCUGGAUACUCUGCACCAGAACCUGUCGACGUCGAUCAAGGUGGAGAGGAAAGGUCGCUCGUGGAAUGCUCUCCAUUUGAUUGGCAAGGACAAGAAACAUCAGGGUGGUUCCUCCGACCUCCUGGAAGUUAUCGAGCCGGAGUUCUUAGACGUGCCGUCGACGGAGUCGUUGGAACGCGAGGCCUUGGACGAACCCACGCUAUUGCCUUCGGAGACUGACGCGCAGCUUGUUGAGCACGCCGCCGCAGAAUCUCCAGUCGCCGAAUCGGUCGAACCGGUAGACGCAGUUGAUACUACUAAUACGAUAGAGACCACCGAAACGUGGAACCCCGUGGAGACCUCACCCGCCGAACCAGAAGUCCAACCACCGGCCAUGUCAGUCGCAGAACCUUUGCCGGCAUCGACGUUACCCGCGCCCGUCGAAUCGAUCCCAGAGACGGAGCCGGAGCCGGAGCCUGCCACGCAAGAACCGACGGAUUUCGAAAAGUACAUCCAGAGCACCAGCGAAAAAGAUUCCGACAACCCCCCGCCCCCUCCUCCCAAAGACUCCCCUCCAGAAUCGGAUAGCAACUCCGCCUAUUUCCGUCCUAGCAGCCUACACCGCGCCGAUUCGAUCUUCUCCUUCUCGCGAGCCUCCUUCAGCAACCAACUCUCCCAACUCACCUCCAUAUCUCUGCCACAGGCCUCGUCGUUAGCGUCGAGCAUUGCCGCCAUCCCGACCGCACCCUCGGCCGUGAAGUCUCUAACGGGAGCCGCCGAUCAGAUCCAGAUAUGGAUCAAAAAGGCGACCAGCGUGCUGGAGGGCCUGGAUGCGGACGAUGACGUGGAGUGGGCGGCCGCCGGAGGGCGCGACGGUCUGGACGACGUGGACAACGCCAUUAUGACGUUUGAGGGCCUCAUCAACGUGUAUGUGAAAGCGAUCGAAGACGUGCAACUCCGACCGGACAUCGAGAACGUGGCGUCCGAAAGCUUGAAGACGAUUGUCACGCAGAUGGACUUUAUCAUUCAGCACUGGACGCAGAUCAAAUCGCGCCUGCGAUCCGUGAAGAGCCAGGUGGAACUGGCCAUGGAGUGGGAAGAGCUCUGGAACAACAUUCUCGGAGACGUUGGCGCGGAGGUCGGGAACCUCGCCCAGCUGAUCUUCCAGAUGGAGGAGAAACGGCACUUGGUCAUGGAGGGCUCGCAGUCGCCGGGAAGUACCGGCGGCGUCGAUAUCAACGAACUGGAGACGAUCGUGGAGGAAACGCCCGGCGGCAACCGAGCCAGCAAACGACUCAGCGUGGAACCCAUCUUCAACGUUCCGCCCACCCUCGACACCCCUAUCAUCCACACGCCCCAGGAGGAUAACUUCCACGGGGACCUGAUCGGACUGUUCGCUCGCAUUCAGCCGCUGCGGGCCUCGUUGGAUUUCCUGCCCAUGCGCUUGUCCAUGUUCCAAGCACGGGCCGAUGCGGUAUUUCCCAGCGCCUGCCAGGAUCUUCAGCAGGGCAUCGAACGGCUGGAAGGGCGAUACAAGAUGCUGGAGAUGGAAGCUGAGGACCUGCGCAAGGAACUCAGCGAGGAUCGGUGGAUUCUGGUGUUCCGCAACGCCGGCGGACAGGCGCAGAAGAUGUUCCAAUCCGUGGAGCGGAGCAUCGCCAAACUGCAGGAGGCACUGGAGUCAGGAGCCGUGUUCAACAAUCCCGCCGGGCUGGCUAAGCGCAUCGAAAGCUACGAGGCCAAGAAACAGCACUACGUGGCGGCGAUCGAGCGCGUGGUCUCGAUCAUCCAGAAGGGGGUCAAGGACCGCCUGACUCUAAACGGGGAGACCCUGACGCUCUUAUCGGACAUGACGUCUAGGCUGGAUGCGCUGAAGGCUAGUAUCAAAGUGAUGGACGCCUCGUUGGAUGACGUGCACGUCGCCCGGAGCCAGCACUUGCGUGAUUCGAUCUCGAGUAUCGUCACGAUGGACAGCCCGGCAACCGGCAGCGUGGUCGAUACGCCGGGCAGCUCGCCGGCCUCGUCGGUGGUGAUGACGCCGGCCAACCCGCGCAAAGGAGCGUCGACGCCGAUAGGAUCCAGUCGACGGGGCAGUUCCGUCAGCUCGGCGGCUCGCACGACCAUGUCCAAGGUCCGUCGCUACUCCGGGCUCCCCCAGGCCACCGCCACGUUGACGGGGAAGAAGUCGGCGCUCCCCAAGCCCUCGUUUGGAGGAUCUCCCACGAAGAACGGUUCAACGACGCCGACUCCGGUGGGCCGCAAACCGGUGGCGCGCCCUGCGGCACCUCCCAUCCCCAACCGUCCGCGAUGGAAUAUCGCCACGAACACCACCGAUCUGGACCAGUACAAAACCACUCCAUUUCGGAAGUCCUCUGCCCCUAACCCCACCAUCAACGGCCGUACGCCGCGGCCCUCCUCCACGCUCCCUUUCUCCCGGUCGACGCGACGGGAUCUCUCGGCCUCUCCGGCACCCUCCGCCGGUCGAUCUGUCAGCCGCGUUUCUAGCCGGCUUACGUCGCGCAGCCCAGCGCCUCCGCCGUCUCCUUCUCCCGGCUCUUCUCUUCUGGAUCCUCCGCCGUAUAGCAAGCUGCGACGACCAGCGGGCACAGAACACAUGGUCAACACGCCGCGCAACCGGCAAAGCUUUGCCGGCACGCCUUUCAACCGCAGCGUCUCGCAGCAGUAUAGCAAUGGGUUGCUCAGUCCGACCAAGGCUGAUCGUCCAGGCACCGCCCUGGGUCAUUCGGGCAGCCGUCGCAUCAGCCUACUUCCUCUGCCUAAGGGCCGUUCCGGACGUGACAGCGCUGCGGAGAAUCGUAGUAAGCUUCCUGAGCGGCCGCGGUGGCGUUAG